Messenger RNA from Monomorium pharaonis (pharaoh ant), 1906 nucleotides. RefSeq names its product gamma-glutamyl hydrolase. Bases 86 to 985 code for a protein of 299 amino acids. The transcript has 8 exons. Gene Ontology annotation, biological process: tetrahydrofolylpolyglutamate metabolic process. Lineage: Eukaryota; Metazoa; Arthropoda; Insecta; Hymenoptera; Formicidae. The record is from RefSeq and is a predicted model, not a curated record. Gene Ontology annotation, molecular function: gamma-glutamyl-peptidase activity. Gene Ontology annotation, cellular component: vacuole.
CUUUAUUAUACAAUCAAGAGCGCGCACACUCUACCGUUAUCGUGUCGCUAGAGAGAAAAAUCUAUAAUUCUAUUAUAUUUUCAUAAUGACUACUCUGUGGACGAUUCUAUUUACGGCAUUUGUCUUUAUAGUCGUGAAGAUUGAAGGAGAGUCGAACGAUCGGCCAAUCAUCGGUAUUUUAACACAGGAGAUAGAUUAUAAUUUAAAUAAAAAAUAUCCCAAUCAGUAUCAUAGCUACAUCGCUGCAUCAUAUGUGAAAUUCGUAGAAGGUGCUGGCGCCCGACCUGUUCCGAUCUGGAUUGGCGAGAACGAUUCGUACUAUGAGGAUAUUUUGAGCAAAGUCAACGGAGUUCUCUGGCCAGGAGGUGCGACAUUUUUCUUUCAGAAGGAAGGAUACGCCGAUGCAGGCGCCACAAUUUACAGAAUUGCGAAGGAAAUCAACGACAGAGGCGUGUAUUUCCCAAUAUUUGGCAUCUGCCUUGGCUUCGAACUCUUGACGUAUGUCGCGGCAAAUCGUGUCGAGCAUAGAACGUUGUGCUUCGGCCAGAAUCAAAAUCUUCCGCUAGAAUUUACAGAUGAUUUUACAGAAAGCAAUUUGUUCAAAAACAUCACGCCGGAUGUCUUCAAGAUUUUGAGUGUGGAGAAUGUCACGGCAAAUUAUCAUCAAUUUUGUGUUACGAAGGAGAAUUUACGCAGUGUCAACUUAACCGAUGAAUUUCACGUAUUGUCACUGAAUCACGAUAAAAAAGGCUUGGAAUUCAUCUCCUCGUUGGAGCAUACACAGUAUCCGUUCUACGGAUUACAGUUUCAUCCAGAAAAGAACCUCUACGAGUGGGUGAUCGGCAGGAACAUUCCACAUGGAAUUAAUGCCACUAUAGCAACUCAAUAUUUUGCAAAUUUCUUCAUUAAUGAAGAUUUCUUUUUGGCGCAGCUCGUAAGAAUUCACAGAAAUUUGGGACAAAAGAAGAGGAAAAACAGAGUCUAAUUUACAACUACCCAGUUACUUAUACAGCGUUGCGAAAUUCGAGUUAUCAGCAAUGUUACAUGUUUAAGAAAAACGAUCGCAAUGGCUUCCUCAUAGAAAAUGAUGUAUAAAGUUUAGCGUAAGUUUUAUUCUUAAGGUAGGAAACAACACACAUGUCGCACGUUUUUUUUUCCAUGUACAAAUAUUAUAUAUCCUCUCUUGUACAAAACCAUUCUAGGAAUGGAUUCGAUGGAUUUUUACUUGCGUGAGCGCGUGACAGAUGAAAACACAGGAUUUGUUAAUUUUUUUUACGGAAUAUCGUUAGUACGAUGAGACGGCACUGGGAGACACACAAACAAAAGAUUGGUACGCGUUAAUUUCCACAUUUAACAUAACACCAGUGUAUAUUGUGUCACAACUGGGAUACAUAAUAUUACAAUGGUGCAUAAUAAAAUUCUAUACAUAUUUUCGUUCUAUCUAAAGUAAAUAAUAUUUUUUUGAAUCUUUUUUUUUCCCUCACCACGUUUAUUUCGCUCUGAGCCGAAGCACCGGCUGUUAGUAUAUUUGUACGCAUGAUGUUGCGCUGCAAUUUUAAGUGUGACGUAAAAGUCGCAGAGGACGAUGGAAAACGACGGUGCUCAGGACACCGCCGCCGUUACAACGCCGACACUGUUAUACGCGCGAGUUCGCUUCGACCCAAAACGUCGAACGUUUGGAUUCUGACUGCCUGUCAUUAAUCUUCAUUUUUAUCUUUAAACAAGCACGAAACUAAACCUCUUAAAAGCAUGAAUCAACUCUUAGUUUUUAUCCUCGUAACGUAUGAUAGUAUCAUUAUUAAUAAUCAUAAUAAUUCAUAUAAACAUUAUUUCUAUUUUUAUUCCUUGUUACAUGUUCUUCUUAGCAAUGUUGUCGCACGGGAUGUGUAGGUCAAUUGCAGAGGAA